Necator americanus (New World hookworm) is the source of this 375-nucleotide messenger RNA. RefSeq lists its product as uncharacterized. The coding region runs from base 1 to 375 and encodes 124 amino acids. The record is from RefSeq and is a predicted model, not a curated record. The transcript has a single exon. Lineage: Eukaryota; Metazoa; Nematoda; Chromadorea; Rhabditida; Ancylostomatidae.
AUGCCUACUUUUUCGCUCAAGUGUGUUGGCCACUACCACAGCAUUAUCCAAUCUACUCGAUCUUCGAUCUUCGAUUUUCAGCAACAGAAUUACUCCAUCACCGCUGUUCAAUAUCCUGCGAGACCUUACACCUCGUCUGAACUGCUUGCCAACAUAAAAUGUCCGCGUAACCUUCAUCACUCAAUCCGAAGUUUCCGUUUUCGAAAUGAGAAAGAUGGUAGCAUCUUUCUCAUUCGAGAACAUCUUCAAAAUACAUUGGACAGGAUGAUCUGCUUACCUUCCCACAAUAUGGACGAGCUGGCGACAUGUGCUUUUCUGGGACUACUUUUAAGUCUUGGUGAAAUGUUGAUGCUCUCCACAUCCCAACAGAUAUAA